GCUUGUUUUCUAGAACAUGCGGCGCAAGAAGAAAACAAAGAAUUCUCCAAAAAAGUGUCAUGAACUUGCUUACUGGAUGUCUCACUUGCCAGAAUGUCUCUGGACUGUUCCUCUUUUCAACUUAUCACUUCCAGGGAGCCAUGAUGCUAUGACAUACAGCCUUGAUGAAACGUCAACAGUAAGCGUAAAUGAAUCCAAGCUGUUGGAACUUAUGGACAAACAUAUGCACUGGAUAAUACACCCUAUUGUUUUGAGGUGGUGCAUAACACAGGAGCUGACUGUGUUGGAGCAACUGGAUGCUGGAAUUAGGUACUUUGACUUUAGGAUUGCUCACAAGCCUGAUGAUCCUUCUACAACUUUACACUUUGUUCAUAUGCUAUAUACUACAGCUGUUGUAGAGGAUGUCCUGUGGGAUAUUUUACGGUGGUUGAAAGCCCAUCCCUGUGAGGUCGUCAUCCUAGCUUUCAGAAACUUCGAUGGUUUGGAAGAGGACCAUCAUCGUCAUUUGGUGUCUUGUAUAAAGAAGAUCUUCUGUUGCAGACUGUGUCCUAGAAAUGUGGUUCCAACCCUACAGCACAUGUGGGCCCAUGGCUAUCAGGUUAUUGCAUCAUAUGAAGACAUUCUGCAAGUGGCCCUGCAUAAUGACUUAUGGCCUGCAAUUCCCUACUGGUGGGGAAAUAAGACCAGUGCAAAAAAUCUUAUCCGUUAUUUGGAAUUGAAAAAAAGGGGCGGACGUUCAGGAGGAUUAUUUGUAGCAGGAAUCAACCUUACUGGAGAUUUGACAUACAUUCUGGGACAUCUACAUUAUUCUAUAAAGAAAAUGACCCUCCGUGCCCUUCCAUUUCUGAAUCGCUGGAUAAAGAAGCAGCGACCCGGAGCAGAGAAAGAUUGCAUUAAUAUAAUUGCUGGAGACUUCAUAGAAAGAAGUAAUUUUGUGAGGAAUGUGAUCAAUCUUAAUGAAAAACUUAUUCCACAGGAGCACUGCCCAAAUAUUCUGCCUUUGCUUGCUUUUGAAAAAAUUUGAAUACCAUGAGACUUUGGAGUAAGACAGUU
Heteronotia binoei (common prickly gecko) is the source of this 1053-nucleotide messenger RNA. It is a transcript of the gene PLCXD1, whose product is annotated as phosphatidylinositol specific phospholipase C X domain containing 1. The transcript is spliced from 6 exons. Gene Ontology annotation, molecular function: phosphoric diester hydrolase activity. Gene Ontology annotation, biological process: lipid metabolic process. NCBI's taxonomy places the organism in Eukaryota, Metazoa, Chordata, Lepidosauria, Squamata, Gekkonidae. The record is from RefSeq and is a predicted model, not a curated record. Bases 17 to 1024 code for a protein of 335 amino acids.